Messenger RNA from Diachasmimorpha longicaudata, 3133 nucleotides. Its product is annotated as nonsense-mediated mRNA decay factor SMG8. Lineage: Eukaryota; Metazoa; Arthropoda; Insecta; Hymenoptera; Braconidae. The transcript has 6 exons. The coding region runs from base 150 to 2777 and encodes 875 amino acids. Gene Ontology annotation, biological process: nuclear-transcribed mRNA catabolic process, nonsense-mediated decay. The record is from RefSeq and is a predicted model, not a curated record.
CAAGCAAAACUUAUUUGGAACUUGAAGACAAUGAAAUCCCCUAGUCUCGAACAACAUAACCUAUUUUGUGUGCAUUUUCUUUGUUUAUCUAGUUCAUAAAACUCGUAAAAAGGGAAAAAAAGUUGUAGUAAUCCUCACAAAUUAGUCUUAUGCAAGUGAAGAAAUUCUCAUUACCAUGCAGCCCCGAAAGUUUCACACACACAGAAAAAAAAGUGGUAAUCGUCUCGGUAAUUGGAAAAUCCCAAUACCGCGCAAAAGGCAGCAAGACGGAGAUGGUUGGGCCACAUCUGCUCGUUGAUUUGAUUAAUCAUCCCUCAGUUGAUCCUGAUUCUAUCAGUGAAAUUGAGGGAUAUUACAGUCAUCAAGAGAAAACAAUUUAUCUUCAUUUACGAGGGCUCUUUGACACCGACACAUUGGUCAAUGAAUACGAUAAUUUCAUGAAGAAAUUCAAGUGCAAUGACUUUCUCAGUGCCUGGGCCCAUAUGCGUGAACGAUAUGCCAGGGCUUUACUUGUAUUAUUUCACAUCUCUCACAUCAUUAUCCUCAGUCAUCCAACGCACACAUUUGACUACAGCUACGUUCACUUAUUCAGAGCUUUGGACGUAAUCAGGCAAAAAACAUUGGGGCAAAUUUCCACUUUAUUGACAUCAAUCACAGGACUACCGAAGAGUUGGUACACCAAUAGUCGUCCCUGCUCCCCCAGGAUUUUAUUCUACUUCGAGACCUGUCCUGGAACAAUAAAAAACAUCAAGAAAUUGGAACACUCUCUGGAAGAUCAAAUUUAUCACUUGUUACGAAAGCAUCGCAUCGUCACCAAUGUCAGUGCCAAUUCAUUAUUUGCCAUUCCAGCAAAUCAAGAAUUCGUUUAUGUUAAUACUGGAUCAACUGAGUCAAGUGAUAUGCUUGGCUAUAUGUUUGAAAAAUUAAUGAAUAGCUGUAAAGUCAAUCCAGUAAAUAACAAAAAUUUUACUGAUAAUGUUUAUUCGAAGAGUGAAAGGUCUUUCACUGCUUUUCUCCAGCAGCACAUCAAACUAGCAUUUGCCAAAGGUUUUGAUGAUAAUGUAGGUCGUCAUUCGACCCCAGCUCACUUCGAAAUUCCCACGGUUGCUGCAUUCAGUCAAACCGUCAAUGCUAUUUAUGAUUUUUUUAUCAAUUCACGAGAUAAAGAGUUGACAAAUCUUCAUGGAUUGUUAGAUAUUGAUGUUAAAUUCAGUAAAAUUAUAUGCAAUAAGGCCUUGCCACGAGCCCUUCAGACGUAUCAAGACAAUUUACCUCAGCAUUAUGAACGGAAUUAUCAUGAAAAUAAACUCCGUCAUGCGAUGUCGGUAUUCAAGGCACAUGCACGUGGACCUUUGUUCGAUGAAUUUGCAGAAAAAUUACAAAGUGAGUGUGAUAAUCACUGGAAAACUGGACGACAAAUGUGUGAGGUAUUGUCUCUAACUGGAAAUCCUUGUACAAAUCCUCUGCACAGUGGAGGCAGUGAAGGAGCUGGUGGUGGAGAACAUACUGAUGAAAGGAAAGAAGAUAAUGAUCUACCUCCUAUGGAACACUGCUCUGGUGUUAGAUAUAAUUGUUCAUGCAAUUGUGGACGUUGGCAAGGGCCUAGAGAUGAUCCUUUCAAUGUUAAAAAUGCUAAUUAUGACUGGUUUCAAGUUAUGGCGAAGCAAUGUGGCUGCUCUCAGUUGGAAACUGUUCAAUUUCCUGUUUUCCAACCCAGCACCCAUAAUUACAGGGCAGCCCAACUUUUUCCCGGAACAAAGAGAAAAGAUUCCUUUGGUCGAGUCGAUUUGUCAACUCCACAGGGACAAACACAGGCGUGCAGCUUAGCUGAUGGAACUCUACAUGGUUAUGGAAGUGGUGGACAAUCUCAAUCGGCUAACGAGCCCAGUGGAGAUGAUCAUCAGAAAGUUGUUAUACAGGUCUCUGACGAUAAUUCUGACAACUUGAAGGAAAAAUCAUUGGUACGACAGCCAUCAACAACCGAGUAUUUACCAGGCAUGUUGCACACUGGAUCACCAUCUGGACUUUUGCCACAGUUCUCCAGUUGGUCAUUAGUUUGUCUGGGUCCAAGCAGUCUUUAUUCUCAUAAUUUAGGAUUACAACAUCAAACUGGUAUUUUACCAAAUUCUGCUUUUCUUUUACCCUGGGACGUGACUGUACGGCUUGAACAGCAAAAAGAUCGAGGAACAUUUUGGCCAAUUGUUGGUGAUCAAUCGACUCAUGGACUUGGCUCUCGUGGAAAGAGUUUUCAAAAUUCAAAUGCUUUGAAGUGUAGAAAAUUUAAAGGUGGAAAGGAAUUUGUUGUUAAAAUUUUUGUUGGAGUUGAGUACGAGUGUCCAAGGGGUCAUCGAUUCAUGGCUGCAGCACCUGAUAAAAUUUUGAAAGCAACGGGAAGUGGAAUUGUCAAGGACAGUGGAAACAAAGUAACAUCCAGUACAGCCGAUAUGCCACUUUAUUUUCCCUGCUCGUGCAGAGCAAUAUCUCCUUUGAUUGCCCAACUAAUGAGAAUUCACGUUGUCACACCAAAGGCACCUGUUCAUGUGACAUUGAAUCCAAGAGUUCAACCUGGUCCUCCACCAACACCAAUUUUCAUUCCUGGGUGUGAAGAAGAACCCAUCAGAUUAUCACAAAGUGCUUAUUGGGUGUUGAGACUGCCUUAUGUUUACGUGGACGAAAAAGGCCCCUAUUUAGCACCAAAACGACCCAUGCCGAUAUCACAUGGUCGAUUGCUUGCUGGGAUGUACGGAAUCAGUGCAGUUGUGCCUGAAAAAAAAUAAAUCUUGAUGUACGGAGCUGAGGAGACUGUACCCUCUGGGUCUCAGAGAUGGGAGACAAGAAUUGUAGGGGGGAUUGAGUGGAGUGAGGGGCGCCUCAUCCAGCCGCCUGAAUCGACGCUGGCGCAGCUCACGGCCGGGGUCACCACUAACAUUGGCGUGGAGUCGUCUGAUCGCCGGGAUCUGAGCCACUAUUUACUCUAUCCUGUUUGGCAGCUGUACUGCCCUAAUUAGUUCGCAAUUUCCUCACCGUUUUUAUUCUCAUUCCUGAUUUGUUUUAUAAUUUGAAGUUAAAGGUGGAGAAAAAAAAAUGUACAUAUAUAAAUAUGUCCACAAUAAAACAUUAAUGAUCAAUAUGA